AAAAACGAAAAUUAAUCAUAAAAACCGUAGAGGAGUCAGGAAGGCCUCUUCUGCUCUCUCUCUCGCCAUAUUGAUUUUCGCCAUCUUCACCACCACUGCCUUCUCCCUCACCACCCCUCUUCAAUCGAGCCUCUGUUUCUGUAAUCCUAUUGGCCUGUUCGAUUUUUUUGAUCAGUGAUUAAUUAAUCAGUAGCCAUGGAUGCUGAUUCGUGGUCGGCUCGUCUAUCUUCCGCCUCCAGACGUUAUCACUCCGCGUUUCAGCCUCGAUCUGGGAUGAAAUGGGAAGGUUUUGAUGCGGAAAUGUUGAUGGGUUUCGAGGAAAUUGACAUGGUCGACGAUGAUAUCAGAGAGGAAUUUCCAUGCCCGUUUUGUUCCGAGUAUUAUGAUAUUGUCGGAUUAUGUUUCCAUAUUGAUGAUGAGCAUCCUCUCGAGGCCAAGAAUGGGGUGUGUCCAGUUUGUGCAAUGAGAGUGGGGGUUGAUAUGGUUUCACACAUAACAUUGCAACAUGGGAAUAUUUUCAAAAUGCAGCGCAAGAAGAAAUCACGUAAGGGUAGUUCUCACUCAACGCUUUCAUUGUUAAGGAGGGAAUUGCGAGAAGGAAAUUUGCAGCCUUUCCUAGGAGGGUCUUCCCGUACAGUUUCCUCGAGUAGUUCUGCACCUGACCCAUUGUUGUCAUCGUUUAUUUUACCAAUGGCUGAUGAUUUUGGGAGUGCUCAGGCGCACUCUAUUCUUGAAACAGUCUUGGCCAAGGAGAGCACAUCAAAAUGUGUUUCAGAAAGAAAUGUUGGCCAACAACCUCUCUUGUCAACCAAGGACAAAGAGGAGAAGGCGAAGCGGAGCGAGUUUGUUCAAGGGCUAUUGUUGUCCACCAUUGUUGAUGACAGCAGCUAGCUAGCUUAUCAAGUGUGGAUGCUGAAGAUGCAUGUGGAUUCAUUCCCAAGUUUACACAUGAUAAUGGCUUCUCUCUCUUUGUGUGUUAAGGAAGGGGAUUUAUGCCAAAAUCAAAUAUAAUAUGGGGAAGGAAUCAUUCAAUCCACAACAGAAUAAGAAGAGUUGGUGAUAAUUGUAAGUUAUGCACCUGUAGAAGAAUUUAGCUGUUCUGUUAGGUGGCCUGGCCAACUGAUAUAUACCUACUUUUCAUAUCAGUUCCAUGCUUUAUGCUCUCUCUCUCUAGCAGUUUCCUUUCUUUUCAUGGCUCAUGAUUGCUGCUGAUUGAAUGAAGAAUACAGAUAUGGAGGGGAAUAAUACUUGUACUAUUUUUAUACAAA
Messenger RNA from Ipomoea triloba (trilobed morning glory), 1268 nucleotides. Its product is annotated as protein DEHYDRATION-INDUCED 19 homolog 3-like. The transcript has 5 exons. Lineage: Eukaryota; Viridiplantae; Streptophyta; Magnoliopsida; Solanales; Convolvulaceae. The record is from RefSeq and is a predicted model, not a curated record. The coding region runs from base 196 to 891 and encodes 231 amino acids.